This is a messenger RNA of Coregonus sp. 'balchen', 3048 nucleotides long. The record is from the annotation of a GenBank genome assembly. Lineage: Eukaryota; Metazoa; Chordata; Actinopteri; Salmoniformes; Salmonidae.
AUGGCAGUGAGGUGGUGUUCCUUUGGGUUUGUGUUGUUGGUAGUGUUUGCAUGUUAUGCUGAUGCACAGCCUAACUGGAGGUUUCCUCCAUACAAUAACCCCCAACCCCACGAUACAUCCUCUAAGCCUAGGCAGCCACAGUGGUCACAGCUGCAGACUCCCCUGAGGCCAGAACCCCAGGGGCCACAGCAGCAAACUCCCCAGAGGCCAGAGCCCCAGGGGCCACAGCAGCAAACUCUCCAGAGGCCAGAACCCCAGUGGCCACAGUUGCAGACUUCCCAGAGACCAAAGCCCCAGGGGCCACAGCUGCAGACUCCCCAGAGACCUGAGCCCCAGAGGCCACUGCUGCUGACUCCCCAGACGACAGAUCCCCACAGGCCACAGCUGCUGACUCCCCAGAGGCCAGAGCCCCAGUGGCCAGCAGUAACCAAAACUCUAGAUCAGAGAUGUCAAGUAGAGGCUCAGGAUACAAUGCAAUGUGGAACCCCUGAUAUUACUCCGGCUCAAUGUCAGGCUAUCGACUGCUACUUCAAUGGACAGCAGUGCUACUAUGGGAAGGCAGGUGAGUAUCUGAUAUUGCGUCUGUCUUGUAAUGCUCAGAUAAUAUUUGAACAAAACAUUUACUUUUUCCUCUCUUUCCCCAGUGACUGUGCAGUGUACCAGGGAUGCUCAGUUUGUGGUGGUGGUGGCCAUGGAUGCCACUUGGCCCAAAAUAGACAUUGAUUCCAUCAGUCUGUUGGGGGGAAAUGACAGCCCCUGCAGUCCUGUUGGCAUCACUUCAGCCUUCGCCAUAUACAGUGAGGGAAAAAAGUAUUUGAUCCCCUGCUGAUUUUGUACGUUUGCCCACUGACAAAGACAUGAUCAGUCUAUAAUGUUAAUGGUAGGUUUAUUUGAACAGUGAGAGACAGAAUAACACCAAAAAAAUCCAGAAAAACACAUGUCAAACAUUUUAUGAAUUGAUUUGCAUUUUAAUGAGGGAAAUAAGUAUUUAACCCCUCUGCAAAACAUGACUUAGUACUUGGUGGCAAAACCCUCACAGAGGUCAGACGUUUCUUGUAGUUGGCCACCAGGUUUGCACACAUCUCAGGAGGGAUUUUGUCCCACUCCUCUUUGCAGAUCUUCUCCAAGUCAUUAAGGUUUCGAGGCUGACGUUUGUCAACUCGAACCUUCAGCUCCCUCCACAGAUUUGCUAUGGGAUUAAGGUCUGGAGACUGGCUAGGCCACUCCAGGACCUUAAUAAUGUGCUUCUUCUUGAGCCACUCCUUUGUUGCCUUGGCCGUGUGUUUUGGGUCAUUGUCAUGCUGGCAUACCCAUCCUCGACCCAUUUUCAAUGCCCUGGCUGAGGGAAAGAGGUUCUCACCCAAGAUUUGACGGUACAUGGCCCCGUCCAUCGUCCCUUCGAUGCGUUGAAGUUGUCCUGUCCCCUUAGCAGAAAAACACCCCCAAAGCAUAAUGUUUCCACCUCCAUGUUUGACGGUGGGGAUGGUGUUCUUGGGGUCAUAGGCAGCAUUCCUCCUCCUCCAAACACGACGAGUUGAGUUGAUGCCAAAGAGCUCGAUUUUGGUCUCAUCUGACCACAACACUUUCACCCAGUUCUCCUCUGAAUCAUUCAGAUGUUCAUUGGCAAACUUCAGACGGGCCUGCAUAUGUGCUUUCUUGAGCAGAGGGACCUUGCGGGCACUGCAGGAUUUCAGUCCUUCACGGCGUAGUGUGUUACCAAUUGUUUUCUUGGUGACUAUGGUCCCAGCUGCCUUGAGAUCAUUGACAAGAUCCUCCCGUGUAGUUCUGGGCUGAUUCCUCACCGUUCUCAUGAUCAUUGCAAUUCCACGAGGUGAGAUCUUGCAUGGAGCCCCAGGCCAAGGGAGAUUGACAGUUCUUUUGUGUUUCUUCCAUUUGCGAAUAAUCGCACCAACUGUUGUCACCUUCUCACCAAGCUGCUUGGCGAUGGUCUUGUAGCCCAUUCCAGCCUUGUGUAGGUCUACAAUCUUGUCCCUGACAUCCUUGAAGAGCGCUUUGGUCUUGGCCAUGGUGGAGAGUUUGGAAUCUGAUUGAUUGCUUCUGUUGACAGGUGUCUUUUAUACAGGUAACAAGCUGAGAUUAGGAGCACUCCCUUUAAGAGUGUGCUCCUAAUCUCAGCUCGUUACCUGUAUAAAAGACACCUGGGAGCCAGAAAUCUUUCUGAUUGAGAGGGGGUCAAAUACUUAUUUCCCUCAUUAAAAUGCAAAUCAAUUUAUAACAUUUUUGACAUGUGUUUUUCUGGAUUUUGUUGUUGUUACACUGUUCAAAUAAACCUACCAUUAAAAUUAUAGACUGAUCAUUUCUUUGUCAGUAGGCAAAAGUACAAAAUCAGCAGGGGAUCAAAUACUUUUUUCCCUCACUGUACCAGUUCCCUGUCACUGCCUGUGGCACCACUCUAAAGGAGAGUAGAGAUAAUAUACAUUUUGUACCCUGGCUCAGUAUUAACUGUGGACUUGUUAUGUGGUUUAUGAGAACAGGAUGGCCUCUUCCUAUAAAGUAGGGAUGGGACCUCAAGGCUCUAUCACCAGGGACAGUCAUUUUGAGUGAGUCUUUCCCCAGAGGGAAAUCAGAACAUCACAGACUUAUUAAAAAGAGCUGGUUUCCUGCACCCAGAUUUAACCCAUAAAGUAGCUAUUUUCUCCCUAUCUAGCCUGCUGUUCCAGUGUAAGUACUCUGCCACUGCAGUGGAGGCUCUGGUUAUUGAGGUGAAUACUGUUCCUGCACCCGCUCCUGUUGCUGCUCCAGGACCCCUCACAGUGGAACAUGCGACACCAAGGGAUGUAAAAACAACAAGAUACAUUUAAUUUCAGGCUUGUUCUGUGUCAAUUCGUAGUACUUCAAACACAUGUAAUGAAAUGGUUUUUUCAUUGGCUUUUACACACGUAAAAAAACAAAUCUGUCUGAAUUCCAGAGUCCAGAGCCUUCACAUUGUAUUACACUGAAGAAGACUACCCUCUCACUAAAGUCCUGAGGCAGCCUGUGUAUGUUGAGGUGCGCAUCCUGAGAGGAAGGAUUCCAACCUGGUUCUGA